AUGAGCCUUUGGUUAAUAGUUGUGAUUACAGUACAGCUUUUUGAAUGUGCGAGGUCCUCUCGAAGAUCUGUACUACUCGAGGACGAAAUCAAUUCCCCUCGUUCACCUAACAGUUGUGAAGUUAUACUAUCUCAUCAUUUCCUUUGGAAUGGAAACACAGCGGCUCCAGAAUAUUCUCAGUGUUGUGUUUCGAAUACGUCGCAGUUGGGGGUGCCACCUGUGAGUGAGCCAAAGGACGCUUUCGAGCCGAUCUCAAUUGAAAUCUUUGAUGACCAAAACGUUAGCUCUGAGAAAGACCAUAAAACUCAGAGAAGUUUACCAAAAACCAAUUCAAGCUUUUCAGCACUUAGUACACGAUCUAGUGCCGCUUCUUCAGUUGUGAUUUCGAGUGUAGCGGCUUUGAGCUCCAUAAUACACGAGGAUAAAAGUGCGGACGAGGAAGAUGGAAAACGUGACAUCAGAAGCACACCCUUCAUGUCAUUCGACGAGUGGAAAAGGAUUAAAUUGGGAAAUGAAGCGUCAGCAGAAGGUAAUGUUGGACAGCGAGCUAAAAAAAACAUAGAUUACGCUUUGUACAAAGCUGACGUGAUGGGAGAUGAAAUGGAAAUUGAUGUUGGACUUUUCACUACACAAGAUACUGACAUAGGAGAGGAAGAACCUGAAGGAAAAUUAUACAUGGAUAGAUUCAAUUAUGCUUCUCUCGACUGCGCAGCGACAGUUGUGAAAAGCAAUUCCGAGGCUUCAGGCGCCAACGCCAUUUUGCACGAAAAUAAAGACAAAUACCUGUUGAAUCCUUGCGAUGCCUCCAAUCAAUUUGUUAUUGUCGAGCUUUGUCAAGAUAUUCUAGUUGAGGAGGUUGCUCUAGCGAAUUAUGAAUUCUUUUCCUCCACUUUCCGUGAAAUCAGAUUUUCCGUUUCAGAUCGGUUCCCGCCGCGCAGUGGGUGGAAAACCAUUGGAGAAUUUGAGGGCCAAAACGUACGAAAUCUUCAAAAGUUUGCUAUAGCAAAUCCAAUGAUCUGGGCUAGAUAUCUGAGAAUUGAACUUCUAUCACACUAUGGAAGUGAGUUUUAUUGCCCGAUAUCCAUUUUGAGAGUACACGGGAAAAGUAUGAUGGAUGAGUUCAAAGCUGAUGAGCUGGAUACUGCACAACGAGAUUCAAAGAAACAGGCCUCCGCUAAUGUGGCGUCAAACGAGAAGGAAAACUCGUUAUGUCACGACACUACUGGCGGGUCUAUUUAUGGGGUCGAUGAGUGCGGCGUUUUACUCGUCGAUACUGAAACUGACAUCAACGUAACAGAAAACCACUCUUAUCAGGGAGGUAAGUGCCCUGCAGUUCUUCCUCACUUGCGGUUUGAACAAUUCCUCAAGGGCCUCAACCAAAGCUUCUGUGACACCAUUAAAACUAGCAAAUCACCUGAUAUCUCUAGUUCACAACCUUCACCCUCGACAGAAGACUCUAUUUUCCGAAACAUAAUGAAAAGACUUUCGGCCCUCGAGGCCAAUGCAACGCUUUCUAUUCUUUACAUCGAGGAACAAAGCAAGCUCUUGGCAAAGACCUUUCAAACUCUCGAAGAAUCUCAAGAAAAGAAGCUCGACAUGCUACUUGAGGUUUUCAAUCAAACUAUUGCUGCAAACAUUGACACUAUUAAUGUUUUCACAAGGCAGUUUAGGGAUUCUUCCUUGCAAACACUUGAAGAACAAAAGCUUGAAACAGACCGAUUCACCAGCGAAACCUCUUUCAGACUUGAGGCUGUCACGAAAGACGCAAUUUAUCAGAGGCGUCUGACUUAUACCAGCUUGUUCGCUUUUUCUGCUUUACUUCUCUAUGUGUUGUUGACUAGAGAAGCAUACAUUGAUGAAUACAUGGAAGAUGAUGGUUGGUACCUUAGAACGCCCACUUUACAGAAAGCCAAAAAUAAUAUUAUGAAAAAAACAAGUAAUGAGGGAAGAUUUAACAACUCAUUGGUUUUCGAGGCUGUUUCCAAUGCGAGUGAUGAGGACGAUAAUUCGUUCUCCUCAUCUCCGACCUCACUAUACGACAAAUUGGGUCCAUCUGAAUCAGAAAGCUUCAGUUCAUUGUAUGAAGUGAAAAGAGCACGAAGCGCAGCUCAAGACGAAUCUAACGAAGAAAAGCGACCCGAAAAAGGCGAUUUUGAUUAA
Lachancea mirantina is the source of this 2160-nucleotide messenger RNA. The record is from the annotation of a GenBank genome assembly. NCBI's taxonomy places the organism in Eukaryota, Fungi, Ascomycota, Saccharomycetes, Saccharomycetales, Saccharomycetaceae.